CUAUAGUCAAGUGAAGUGAACGCGAACAGAUCAAAAGGUGAAAACUGAAAAUGGAGGAAUUGCAUAAAGCCCUAAAGGAUCGUGAUUUAACCGUUUCCACCGUUCAUGGAAAGGGUCGUUCUCUCGUCACUGCUAGGGAUUUCUACCCGGGAGAUGUGAUUAUUAACCAAGAGCCUUAUGUUUGUGUUUCAACUCACAAAAGGUGUGAUGGUUGUUUCAGAACAACUAACCUUAGCAAGUGCUCACGUUGUCACGUUGUUUGGUAUUGUGGAACAUCAUGUCAGAAGUCGGAGUGGAGGUUGCAUCGUCUUGAAUGUGAAGCUCUGUCAAGGCUAGAUGACCGCAAGAGAAAAUCUGUUACGCCGUCGAUACGGUUGAUGCUCAAACUUUAUCUUCGAAGGAAGUUGCAAGAUGAGAAGAUCAUUCCAAGCACUGCUAUGGACAACUACAAGUUAGUGGAGGCAUUAGUGGCCCACAUGUCUGACAUUACAGAGGAGCAGCUGGUGUUGUAUGCACAAAUGGCUAAUCUUGUACACUUGAUACUACAAUGGCCUGAAAUCAAUAUUAAAGAGAUUGCAGAAAUUUUUUCCAAGUUUGCGUGUAAUGCACAUACCAUUUGUGACAGUGAGUUGAGACCUUUGGGAACUGGACUGUAUCCUGUUGUUUCCAUUAUCAAUCACAGCUGCUUGCCCAAUUCAGUUUUGGUUUUUGAGGGAAGGAUAGCAUCGGUACGUGCUUUGCAGCAAUUACCCAAGGGAACUGAGGUAUUGAUAAGUUAUAUAGAGACAGCGGGAAGCACCGUGACUCGACAGAAGGCUCUCAAGGAGCAGUAUCUAUUCACUUGUGUUUGUCCUCUCUGCUCUAAAGUGGGUCAGUACGAUGAUGUUCGAAAAAAUGCAAUUCUAGAAGGAUACAGAUGCAAAAAUGAAACAUGUGAUGGUUUCUUGCUCCGUACAACUGACGGACAAGCAUUCCAAUGCCAAGAAUGCGGGUUAAUUAGGGACAAGGAAGAAAUAAAGAAAAUUGCAACUGAAAUAAAAUUGCUAUCAGAAGAAGCUUCUAAGCCUUCUUCUAGUGCCAAUUUUCAAGAAGCUAUAUCUAUAUAUAAAAUGAUUGAGAAACUGCAAACAAAAUUAUAUCACCCUUUCUCAAUCAAUUUGAUGCAAACACGAGAGACGAUUUUGAAGUCACUAAUGAAGCUAGAACAUUGGAGAGAAGCUUUAGCAUAUUGCAAACUGACCAUACCAAUCUAUCAAAGAGUAUAUCCAGCUGUUCACCCUCUGCUUGGCUUGCAAUAUUAUACUUGUGGAAAACUUGAAUGGUAUCUUGAAGACACGGAGGAAGCUGUUAUAUCAUUGACCAAGGCUGUGGAUAUACUAAGGAUUACUCAUGGUACAAAUACUCCAUUUGUUAAGGAACUUUUGACGAUGUUGGAGGAAGCCCGUGCAGAAUUAACUUACAAAUCGUCUUCCAAAGAGGAGUAGAAUGACAAGUUAAUGACAGUAAUAUUGCAGCUGCCGUAUAAGCAAGUCACUGGAGCUUGAUCACUGAGAAUUAUUAUUAAAGACGGCACUUGUUGUUAACUGAUGAAAUUUGCUCAGUCACAAGAAAUUCAUUAUGGUACAUUAUGAAAUGGAGUGGUUGUUGUAGAGACCCGGGUUGCGAUAUGCCUUCUUUGCUGGGUCCUUGUGCGUUUAAAUAUACAGUUUUUCAGUCUGUCUAAAGGUUAUAUAGUAACCGUUACUUUUUGCUUUCUUAAUAGCUCCAUUUGAGAGUAGUUCUUUUUAACCUAUUUUAUUUGUUAUGUAAGAUUAAAGCAACCUUAUUGAAAUGGCGAAUUACAUUUUCAAACUUUUUUA
This is a messenger RNA of Lathyrus oleraceus (garden pea), 1859 nucleotides long. Its product is annotated as histone-lysine N-methyltransferase ASHR1. Bases 51 to 1484 code for a protein of 477 amino acids. The record is from RefSeq and is a predicted model, not a curated record. Gene Ontology annotation, molecular function: protein binding. NCBI's taxonomy places the organism in Eukaryota, Viridiplantae, Streptophyta, Magnoliopsida, Fabales, Fabaceae. Gene Ontology annotation, cellular component: nucleus. The transcript is spliced from 14 exons.